ACCAGCUGGAGAAUAAUAACAAGGAGGCAUGGACCGUAGCGAAGAGAUGGGUGAUAGACUUUAAUAUCUCAACUAGUGAACGUGAAUGUUUGUGUUCGAUAAUCAAGGAUUAAUGUAUCUGCUAUCACGUCAUCUCCGUAGGCCUUUGAUGCCGUCGAGAAAAUUCGAAUCGUGUUCGUUAGAUUAUAAAAAAAUGGCGUCUGAGAUAGUUUAAUCAAAAACAAGCUUUAGGACAGUAUUUGCAAUUAAUUGAAUAAGCUCAUAAGUGAAUCCUGUUGAUUAUAUUUUCAAUAAAACAAGUGCUUCCUGAUCAUGAUUAUCAUCGACAACCUCUCCGGCUCUUGGUCCCCAGGCUAUGGAAAGUAUGGUCGAAGAAAACGGAUCAGCCGUUGACCCUUUAUCUCCAGAAUCCCACAGCGGUGAUUCUGCUCCAGCAAUAGCUACUUCGGUACAGUCCCUGAGUAGAUCUCAACAGCAAACUCAUCAUCUGGUAGCAUCUACCAGCAUUGUGCAACUGACGUUACCCACAUCGGGGACCACUCAGGUACAAUCUGUUAUUCAACCAAAUCACCAAUCUGUGAUCCAAAGUGCUACAAAUAUUCAACCAGUAGCUAUUUCAAAAGGCAAUGUUAUUCUUGUUAGUAAAUCUAACUCAGUCAUUCAAUCUGCUCAAGGCAAUUUGCAGACGUUACAGGUUGUUGAAACCGGUAGCGACGAAAGCUUUUCAGACGAAGAAUCUCCUAAAAAGCGACGAGAUCUUUUAACAAGACGUGCUUCUUAUCGUAAAAUUCUCAACGAUUUAAGUGCGAGUGAGAUAACAGCAGGUCAUUUGCCUCCCCUUGAAUCCUCUUUAGAGUGUGACUCUAAUGUGGACAGUGAUAUGUCUUCUCACUCACUCCAAUAUCAAACAACAGUAAUUCCGGCGGGGACUAUUCAAAUUGCGACCCAGGGGGAGGGUGUGCAAGGGCUUCAUACGCUGACAAUGAGCAAUGCAACAACAGCAGGAGGAACAAUAGUGCAGUAUGCACAGGGCCAGGAUACACAAUUCUUUGUCCCAGAUAACUCAGGUCACGGUGUUGUUGUUGAGGAUGCAGCUAAAAAACGUGAAAUGAGGUUGCAAAAGAAUAGAGAGGCAGCACGUGAGUGUCGAAGAAAGAAGAAGGAAUAUAUAAAGUGUUUGGAGAAUCGAGUAGCUGUACUAGAAAAUAGAAACCAAACGCUCAUAGACGAGCUUAAGUCAUUGAAAGAACUAUAUCAGCAAAAAACUGACUGAAACUGACAAAUUUUUUUGUCACAAUGUCAUGUAAAGCAGACCAAUGAUCAAUCAUUGAUUCUAUACAUGUGGGAAUUUUGUGUACCAGCAUGAGGGACUAACCGUCCUAAAAUUGCUACGAUGAUUUACGUAUCAUCGUUAAAAAUUUCAAACAAUUUAAAACAGUGAAAAAAAAAACAAAUUCUCUUAUAAAUAGGUGUCUGUAUCAUAUUGUAUUUAUGUAUUGAGGUAUGGUGAUUAAUGAUGGUGAUGAUAAUGAUGAUGUUGAAUUAGAGGUUAAUAACGAAUGGAAGGAUUAAGUUAAGCGAGAAGCCAAAGGUUUUUUUCGAAUGAGCAAACAAUUAUAUAAAUCGAAGAUUAUACGGUUAAAUUUAUGUCUUUUGUCUCUGAGUACAGUUUUUCAGAAGUACAUUACAAAUAUCUAAUAUAUAGAUUUAUAAAAUAUCAACAUUUUUUUACUAUCAUACGCAUGAAAUACAUUUGAUUUUUUAAAAUUAUUUUUUGAGAAUAUAAUUGGGUAAGGAAAGAAUUAUAUUAAAUAAAGUUAUAUUAUAGUUAAGAAAUAAUUUACAAAAAAAUCCAUUUUAAUGAAAUAUAUAUUAGACUUUUCCGACAUCUUUUUAUUUUUUGCCUGAUGUAUACAUCAUGCAAUAAGUAAUUUCCGUUAUAUACUAGAAAUACUGAUCUUUAUCCAUCGACUUUGAAAUAAGAAAAAACUGAUAAACAAAUGGGCGAUGGAAAAAAUUAUACAUCACCAUUGUAAAAUAUAAAUUGUAUAAUAAUAUAAGAAAAAAAAAAACAUCAGGAGUGCCUUGAAGAAUUGCAGUAUAUACAUAUAUGUUUACGUAUAGAAAUUGUCAUAUGUAAAUUUAAAUGAGUCUAAAUGAGAAUUAUAUUAGUUAUAAUCACAGUUGAGAUAUAGAAUUUGAAAAUAUUGAUGAAAAUAUUUUUAAUGGAAAUAAAAAAAAAACGUACGUGUUUAUUCGAGAAGUAAUGAAUUUGAUAGUAACGAAUAUUAAUGAUAUUCGUGCUUUUUACAUACAUAAUUAAUCAAGAAAAUUAUUAAUUAUGUUAUGGGAAAAAAUAUUUACUUACCCAUUGUGAAUAUUUGAAUGUUCUUUAGAAUCUUUAUAAAUGUGUUAUUAAAAUUUAAUAACUCCAAUAUGUAUUAAUUAAAAAAUCUAAAUUUUUUUCUGUAGCUUUUUUUUUAUUUCAAUUUAUAGGCAAAUUUUAAUAAUAAUUAUUGUUAUUAUAAACUGAAUAAUUUGAUAAUAAAUUUCUAUAUUUCAUACUUCUUAGAAAAGAUAAAAAUAUUUAAAUAUAAACAUUGUUUAUUAAAUUUAUCGUCACCCUUUACACGUACGUCUGUUGUAUCAUUGUGGUAUCGGUUGUGUUCAUUAAAAAAUGAAACAACCUUACGCAUUUUUAUUCAAUUAACGAUCAAAUCGAAUAAAAAUAAAUGUGAAGUAAAAAUGAGCAAAAUAUUAUAUGUAUGAUAUAUGUAUAUCUUGGUUGCUGCACCGAUUAUAAUUAUAUAUUAUAAAGUAUUGUAUAUAGAUAAUAUAUGUAUUUUUACAUAUCAUUGGCUUUCUUGAAGAAAUAUAGCUUGUAAAUCUAUUGAUAA
Molecule: messenger RNA, 2897 nt
Organism: Chelonus insularis
Lineage: Eukaryota; Metazoa; Arthropoda; Insecta; Hymenoptera; Braconidae
Gene: CrebB
Product: Cyclic-AMP response element binding protein B
Exons: 8
Coding region: 356-1273 (305 amino acids)
Biological process (GO): regulation of transcription by RNA polymerase II
Cellular component (GO): transcription regulator complex; nucleus
Molecular function (GO): RNA polymerase II cis-regulatory region sequence-specific DNA binding; DNA-binding transcription factor activity, RNA polymerase II-specific; protein binding
Source: RefSeq, a predicted model, not a curated record